AUGGAUGCAUUGUUGUCAUUUUUAGGUAGUAUUUUCCCCUGUUUGCCUAACUUUGGUGGACCAUCAAUCUCAAUCAAGAAUAAUCUGUACAAGAUUGUUCGAUUGCUUGGUGAAGGAGGCUAUUCAUAUGUGUACCUUGUGAGUUUAAAAUCCAAUAGUCAUCUUUACUAUGCCUUGAAGAAGAUAAGAUGUCCAAUGGGUACUAGAGAUUAUACUUAUAAGAAUGCAUUACGAGAACUCCGCAAUUACAAACGGUUUGGCCAAUCACCGUAUGUCAUACAAUCCAUAGAAGAACGUAUAAUGAAUGAUGCGGAUGACUCUUCAACCAUCUACAUAUUGAUGCCCUAUUUUGAACAAUCAUUACAAGACAUCAUUACUCAAAAUGUGCUUCUCGAUAAACUGUUACCAGAGGAAGAAGUGUUACAACUUUUCGUGGGGAUUUGUAGAGGCGUUCAAACAUUACACAAGUUCAAGAAGAGAGCAACUUCUUCUCAUAGUGAUACCAUUUCUCAUGAUUCAAUUAACGAUGAAGAAGAAGGUUUAUUACCAACAAUAGGUGAAUCCGAAGUUGAAGAUGCUUUCGAUGGCAGUACAGAAUUAGAAGAGUUCUCACCUUAUGCUCAUCGUGAUCUUAAACCCGCUAAUGUGAUGAUUUCACCUGAAGGAUUACCAGUUCUUAUUGAUCUUGGUUCGUGUUCUAAAGCUCGAGUAACUGUUCUGUCACGUCAACAGGCAUUACAAUUGACAGAAUUUGCUCAGGAACAUUGUACACUUCCCUAUAGAGCACCUGAACUUCUAGAUGUUUCUUCUAAUGCCGUAAUAACCGAGGCUACUGAUAUUUGGUCCUUAGGUUGUUUGAUGUACUGUGCCUGUUUUGGAUAUUCUCCGUUUGAGAAAAUGGAGCUUGAUGAAGGUGCAAAUCUUACCGUGGCUAUUUCUGCUGGAAAAUUCAAGUACCCUUCCGGAUACGGCAACUACAGUCCCGAACUUAUUCAAGUCAUUAAUGACUGUUUACAAUUGGAUUCCAAUAAACGUCCGACUAUUGAUCAAUUGAUUGAACGGUGUUUAGAUCUCUUGAGACGGUAA
Lizanozyma spartinae is the source of this 1086-nucleotide messenger RNA. RefSeq names its product putative serine/threonine protein kinase. The transcript has a single exon. Gene Ontology annotation, cellular component: Golgi apparatus; cytoplasm. Gene Ontology annotation, molecular function: ATP binding; protein serine/threonine kinase activity. Lineage: Eukaryota; Fungi; Ascomycota; Pichiomycetes; Serinales; Debaryomycetaceae. The record is from RefSeq and is a predicted model, not a curated record. Bases 1 to 1086 code for a protein of 361 amino acids. Gene Ontology annotation, biological process: regulation of vacuole fusion, non-autophagic; protein phosphorylation; vacuolar protein processing.